This is a messenger RNA of Linum trigynum, 3188 nucleotides long. NCBI's taxonomy places the organism in Eukaryota, Viridiplantae, Streptophyta, Magnoliopsida, Malpighiales, Linaceae. The record is from the annotation of a GenBank genome assembly.
AAGGUAAAAUGGAUUUGACUCUAGUUGAGAAAGCUUCAGCCGGGUGUUGCUCCCCCUAGCUAAUAGCUAUGACUCGAAGAAUCGAACGAUCGUGUGUGGUUAGGGGGUCAUAAACCGCAGGGAAGUCUAACAAGCAACCAAAGUUACCCUCUUAGAUUCUAGGUUGGGGAAUGGGAUACGAUCCCAGCCACUUAUGUGACCCUCUCAACCUAUCGACUAAGGAUUAGUUAGACUUCACCCUCGAAUUGGAGUUCGGACGACCACCCACAACCAAAUCCUAAGUGUUUAAUAUGAAUUGGGAGGUUUUCCCUCAAACUAACCUAGACUAGGAGGCAUAGAAUACCCCAAAACCCCAUCUCUAGAAGAGCCUCUUAAGUUAAGGGGAUUUCUCUCUAAACUAGGUUAGAAUGGCAAUUAGUUUGAUAGGCUUUCACACAACACAAUCAUUUCUGAAUAAUACCUCCACAUUCACAUUUAGACACAUCCACACACAAAUCAUUCAAUUUAUACAAGCAUUCACAUAAUUGUAGCUAGGGUUUACAAACACCCAAGUGAAAUAAGGGACUACUCCAUGCUAGGAGAAGGGAAAACACAAAAGAGGGAAAGGAAAACCAUCAUGAAGAGGCAGCCUUGCUCCUUGUGCUCAAGAAAACCCAAAUCCUUGCGUGGAGAUCAAACACUAGCUUUUCCUCUUCUUUGUUCAUCACUUUCUCACUCUAAAAUAUGAAGAAGGAGAAGUUUUCUCACUCUAGGUCUCUCCCCCCCCCUUUCUUCUUCCUUUCAGCUCCACACUUAUACCCAGAUCGAGCUGAGUUCACGGCCUUCUAGUUCACGGCCAUGAACACCUAAACGUGGCCGUGAACUCAGUGUCAUCUCCAAAUCGCACCGCUUCACUCUCCAGGUUCAUUGUCUUAGUGACCGUGAACUUCCUGGUCGUCAGUAACCUCUCGAACCUUCAUGAACAUCUCGCUGUUCAUGGUUUGUGGUUCCAGUUCACGGCCUUAGAGGCCAUGAACUGCAACUCAUUCCUCCUCUUUGCCCAGUCUUCGCUCAAUUUCUUCCAACUUUCGACUCCGGGGUUGGUUCUACCUGUUAGGAUCCGAAACACACUGAAAUACAAAACCUAACUUAAAACCAACCUUUUAAGAGUUCAAAUUUCACAAACAUCAAGUGGAAACAGGGGUAAAAAGCGUACAAUUAGGCCAUAAUCAAUGAUGAAGAAGCUACUGAAUAUGAACAACAAAUUCCUUCCAUGGAGUUUCAAACAUUAGAAGAUGCAUAGAAAUUUUAUGAUGCCUAUGCUAAAGCAAAAGGGUUUAGCAUUCGACGUAGAGAUCUUCGGAGGAAUCGUCGAGGAGUAGUUACUGGGAGGAAAAAUGGUAUGUUCAAAAGAGGGAAUUAGACAGAAGAGGCAUAUAGAUAAAGAAGGUCGGACACAACAACAUCAUAAGAUGACAAGACAAUCUUUCAAGGCAUCCUAUAAUGUACGCUUUGAUCGGGGAAGAAAAUGUGGGUUGUUUCUACGUUCGAGAGGAAGCACUCACACAGUUGCUGCAAUGAACAAGAAACUCAAUUUCUUCGGUCUCAUCAAAAUGUGAGUGAAGAAGACAAGGCAUUGGCGAUAGGGAUGUGUCAGUCAGGAAUAAAAAAACGCAACAUUAUUAAGAUCACGAAGAAUAAAGUUGGAGGAUAUGAGAAUCUGGGGUACACUCCAACGGAUUUGGAUAACUCUGUUCAAAAUUCCCGAGAUGAUGACGAAGAUCUAAUAGGAGAUGUAAACCAAACAUUGAGUUAUUUGCAGAGUAAAAAUACUUCUGACAGAGGCAGCUUCUUCAAGUACACAGUCAGUGAUGAAGGUGAAUUAAGCAAUCUCUUUUGGUCGGACUCCACAUCUAGAGGGGAUUACUAGUUUUUUUUUGGAUGUCUUGGCAUUUGAUGCAUGCUACAAGCGCUACAAGUACAAUCAGCCAUUUUUUAUGAUGGUAGGUGUAAAUAACCACCACCGCAAAACCAUAUAUGGUUUUUCCCAGUUGGAUAAUGAGACAAUCUCCAACUAUGUUUGGAAUACUUUUUUGGAGUGUAUGAACUAUAAGAUGCUGACUUCAUUGAUCACCGACGGAUGCAAGUCUAUGUGUGGCAAAAGCACGUAUAUCAACUGAGGAGUUUGAGAGCCACUGGAAGCGUUUGAUUACUGAGCAUGGUUUGACUUCAAAUAAGUUGUUGUAGGAUUUGUACGAUGCCAAACUACUUUGGGCAUAGGCAUACUUGAAGGAUAUUUAUUUCGCUGGACUCCAAUCAACCUCACGAUGUGAGUCAUGUAACCAUUGGAUAAAUGGGUAUGUAAGAACUCAAUACAGUUUGCAACGUUUUGUUCACAGCAUAGAUGAAGCACUGUUGGGGAUGCGUUACACGGAGGUGCAGUAUGAUUAUUCUUCUAGGCACUGGAGGUUGGUCUACAAGCAUGCCCUUCACACAUGGGAAAUGCAAGCUGAAAGUAUCUACACACAUCGUACAUUAGCUAUCUUCAACUGUGAACUAGAGAACGACGCUUCUUAUGUGUUAGCGGAGACAAGAACUGAAGUUGAUGGGACAGAGACAUUCAUUUUGAAGAACUGCAUGAACCCGAAUCAGAUAAGGAGGUUAACAUUUACUACGACCAAUAAAAAUUUAAAAUGUGAGUGUGCAUUGUUUGAAUCUAAGGGGUUUCCAUGCAGACAUAUGCUUACAGUCAUAAAAAAUAAGGGAGUUAUAGCACUACCCUCCACGUGGUUCAAGCUUUGAUGGACCCAAAAUGCAAAGACACUAUCUCGUAAUCUUGGAGUUGGAGGUGAUGUGGCAGCGAAAGUGUAAGCGUUUAUGUGCCACUAAAGGUGGGGAUUGCCACUAAAGUGUAAGACAUGGGGGAUUGCCACUAAAGUGUAAGCGUUUAUGUGACAUCGCGUGUGGUAAGCGUUUAUGUGACAUCGCGUGUGGUAAUGAUGCUGCUUUUAAUUAUGUCUCCUUGGCGUUGGAUAACCUUACUCAAUGGGCAAUUGAGUUCUUGAGGGAGAGAAUGGACACCACUGCACCUGUAAACCCUCCAGCACCCCUUCCAAGUGUGAAAGACCCAAAAAUUGGGAAGUCCAAGGGAACAUUCAAGUCGGCACGAAGUGCAUCGGGAAAAAGUUUAAGAAAGUGUUCAAAAUGUG